GCAUGCGUACUAACGAACCGCCUAUACAAUAUGGUGGACAAAAGCUCCUCGGAGAACUAUACCAUGUGGCCUAUGUUGCUGGACAUAAGUAAGGAAGAAUGUAAGCGUAUAUUGCGUAGAAUGGAGCUGGAAGCCUAUUGCUCCAUAGUGUCAGCUUUUAGAGCCCAAGGAGAUCUCACAAAGGACAAGAAAAAGAUCUUGCAAGAUCUACAAACUACACUGAGUAUUUCCACAGAGAGACAUAGAGCAGAGGUUAGAAGAGCUGUCAAUGAUGAGAAACUGGCAACAAUUGCUGAUCACAUGUGUGGACCCAGUACAGAUGCAGAGUGGAUGAUCGAGGGAAGGCGGCUUAUUCCACUGAUGCCACGUCUUGUUCCGCAAACAGCCUUUACUGUCACAGCCAAUCAGAUGGCUAAUCUACAGGCGGAGAAAAACGCAGCCAUGCCAAGUCCAUCUAGAACAGGAAGUAAAGAGACAGGCAGUACUUCCUCCAGUCCACCCACUCCUGUAAGCGGGACUGUCACCAAAGUCACCAGACCAUCCAGUCCUAACUCCAAUGUGGUGGUACUACCAAGUGGAAUGUCUAUACACAUCAAAGGUGGACUAAAUACUGAAGAUGAAGAAGAAAUGCCCUCUAGAAAAAGGAGGAGGAGCCAGUCUUCUUCGUCAGACUCCAUCAACAUCGUGUCCCCAUCAGCAGGAACCCAGACCCCCAGGGUCACCUACUCCACUGCAGCAAGCUCCUCCUCAGGAAUGUCCCCUGUCAAAAUCACAAUCAGCAAGAGUCCCCAGACCCGGCCACAGGUCACUGCCUCCAGUCAGGCCCAAAAGGUUAUCCUGGUGUCCAGUUCAGGUCAAGCAUCAUCAUCCAGCAUCCUUCAUCAGAAAUCUAUCACAGUUCCAGUGGUGAAAACAACCAGUUCAUUAGGUGGGACGCACAAUCAAAAAUCAUCCAACAUCCUUCCAAACUCUGGAGGCUCAUCCAAUACAAACCUGGGAAACAUAGUCACAAUGGCCACAUCCAUGUCUUCCAGUGCAACAGCAAAUUCUUCAUCCACAGCUGUCACAUCAUCCACUAUGACCUUCUUAACACCAACGGUCAGCAUCCAGAAACCUCGCCCCAAGACAGUUCCAAGACAGAGAUUCCCUGUGAGCCAAGGUCAGCAUAAACCAGGUGUGGUCAUUCCCAUGGGACCACAGCCAGUGCAGCCCUCCCCUCAAUCAAUGCAGAACAUUCAAAUUAAACCUGUUGGGAAAUCCCCCUCCACAAUUCAGAUCAGACAAGAGGGAGGCAUGAAGAUUAUCACCCAGAGUUUCCCAGGAUCUAGCGGUAGUAAGAUUCUGCCCAAGCCCUCGGGGUUACCGACCAGCUCUGGCACCCCAGUGGUUGUGGUCAGUCCCGGAUCCUCCACAGCCUCCAAUGUCACUAUGAUGACCAAGCCCAUCACCUCUAUAGGUCAAGCUGGCACAAAGAUUUUGAACAUUACAACACAAGGUGGAAAGGUCAUCUCUACUUCCAGUCGUGGUCCUAACGUUGUGACGGUGAAUCCUAAAACACUGCACCUCACAGCUGUCAAAUCAGGAGCAGGGGGAAGUGGAAAGCCAAAUGUGAUUGUUGUACAAAAGACUCAGCCAAGGCGACUUUCUGGAACUCCAACCUCUUCUGCAAAGGGGACCACUGUCAUAUCAAGUCCAUUUGAAAAGGAGUUGAUGAGUUUCCUGCAGAAACAAGACAGUACUAAGCACAUUGUGGUUACAUCUGCCUCUGGUGGUCAUAGACCAAUAGAAAGAAAAGUCAUUGUAACAACACCGGGGCAACUAGAGGCUACAAGACAGAGGGUUCGCAUUGAGAAUGCGGAAGGGAAGUUGAUCCAGGAUCUGAUCCAAGCGGCCAGUCAGGAGUCGGAGGGGGGAGGGGACGUCACCAUUAACCUGGACGAGGCCACGCUGGCAGCCCUGACAGGAAACACUGGCAGUCAGCCUUCAGAGACUGUGACCAGCAAGGGUGCUUCAAAUGAAAACCUCCCAAACAAUGAGUGGUUUGAGUAUGAUGACAAUUCAUCCUUCCAGUCGGGGGUUGAUCAGUCUGCUGUUCAAGCCUUGAUAGAACAACAAGGACCUAGCAAGCCAAAGGUCACAGUUCAAAGAUCUUCAAGUGUCGACAUAGGGCAAUUGUCAGACCAACUUUCUCAACAACAGUUCUACACAAUAGAACAAGCUAUGAAGAUUCUAAAUAACCCGGAACAGAGUGAAGCAAUGAUGAUGGAGGAGAAUCAGGAAUCAUCAUCAGAAGGAAAUGUUGUGAUUGAAACAGUGAACACAUCUCAAGGUUCCGAGAUCACGUCACAGAAUGAAUUGGAACAAAUAGCCCGUAAUUUGAAUCUCCAGGGAGAGCUCGACCCACAGACAGGGAUAUUCUACACCGUGACCAAUGCAGCAGGUCAAACUGAGACUCGUAGACUGAAGACCGAGCCCAAAGUAGUGACCGAGAGCAACCCUCAAGGGGAGGCAACCCCUGGCUCUAAGGCUUACGACUUGUUGAGUAGCUCGCUGGCUCAGGCUCAGAUAGAUCUUGAUCCAUAUCAGUUCAUCGAGGAAGAUGUACAUGUGUUAACGGACAAAUCUCCAGCUAGCAGUCAAGCUAACAGUGGCAUUGUGGCAGAAACUACUGCUGCGGCAGCGUCUGACAAUGUUGUAACAUCGGAGAGCAGCAGGACCACCACAAGUGGUUCCAAUCACACCACCACCACCAUUAGAAUCAAGCCAGGCAGCAGUUUUAUACCUAUACAGGAGAUUGCCAAAUCAUCCACCAUCAAUGUCACACAAGAACAGCUGGCACCCAAUGAUGUUGUUCAGGAAGAGUUCAGCACAGAAACGGUCGAGAUGACAGGAACGACGGAUUUCCUGUCCCAGCCUGCAGCGCUAACGGAAGAAGUCCAGUUAGUGAUGGACUCGGUGGCGCUCGGAGACCGAACCAUUCAAAGCACCGAGACUGUCACCGUGGAAACCACACAAACGGUGGACCCAGCAGAAGUCAGUCUGGACAACUUUGUUGUGAUGGAUAACCCUAUUCCAGGAACCAGUGUCAGUGAAGUCCACAGCAUGGAUCCCCUCAGCAGCUCUGAUCCUACAGGCUUGGCUAAAAUGGGCAAGAGGAAAAGGAAGGUUCCUGCAGCUUUAGAGGAUAGCCCAACCCCCAUUCCAGGGGGAGGCUGGAGUAGGGCAUGCUUAGGAUUAAUUCAGAAAGUGAUGAAAUACAGAGGUUUAAAUAGACACAAAGAUGAUUUAAAUGCCUCGACAUGGUUUCUAGAACCAGUGGAUCCAGAAGAUGCGCCUGAUUAUUACUCCAUUAUCAAGAAUCCCAUGGACUUUGGAACCAUCAAAAAGAAAUUAGAGGGUCUUAGUUACUCGGAUUAUGAGGAUUUCCAUUCUGACAUGCUGCUAGUACGAGACAACUGUCGGCUCUAUAACCCCCCAGGAAGUGUGGUGCGGAGAGACUGCGAUGAAGUGUUUGCCUAUUACAUGUCAGAGUAUGAGAGAAUUCUGGAAAAAUGGCAGAAGGCUCACAUCUCUUCACCGUCCUCCAAGAAAUUGAAGUUUGAAAGCAGAAGUCCAAAGACAUGAACUUGAUCUUCAUGUUCUCAAUCCAUUGUGCCAAAUUUAUCUCAGCGUUCUAUUGAUUAGCUGAGAGCAUACUGUUCACUGCCAGAUAUUAUAUAUUUUUACUUACAUUGUAUAAUGAUUUGUGUGCAUGUAUUUGUAAGAAAUUCUUUAAAGAUUACUAGUUACUCAUUCUCCUAAAAUCAUGUCUUAGAAAUUGCUCCAAAAUUGAAAUCUUCUUAAUUGACAAAAGGAGCCAUAUGGCUCAUACCCGUAGGUAUUUAAAUAUACAGCUAAAUAUUAAAUACAAUUGAACAUACUAGAUACUAAGGAGAUAUAUAGAACAAUUUGAUGAUUUGAUACAUAUCAAAUAGACAUGAUCAUUCUGUGAGAAUUUUAGCCUUUUUAAACCAUUUGUAGUGCAAUAUCAUUUUAUGUUGAAGUUGCUGACUUUGGUAUUUUCCACCCAUUUACUCUGAAUGUCAUUUAAAUGACUCAUUAGUUUAGAUAUGUGGAAAUAAGGUUAUUUAAAGUUAGGUCUUUGAAGAAUUAUCAUAUUUGUGUUUGUUAUGUUAUUGUUUACGACUUGAAGGCAUUUGUAUAUUCUCCUGAAUAUCGAUUUCUAUUACGUUUCAAAUCUAGCAUAUUAAAUUUGUUUAACAUUAAA
Magallana angulata is the source of this 4267-nucleotide messenger RNA. RefSeq names its product BRCA2-interacting transcriptional repressor EMSY-like. Gene Ontology annotation, molecular function: protein binding. The record is from RefSeq and is a predicted model, not a curated record. The transcript has 25 exons. NCBI's taxonomy places the organism in Eukaryota, Metazoa, Mollusca, Bivalvia, Ostreida, Ostreidae. The coding region runs from base 31 to 3624 and encodes 1197 amino acids. Gene Ontology annotation, biological process: regulation of DNA-templated transcription. Gene Ontology annotation, cellular component: nucleoplasm.